Messenger RNA from Elephantulus edwardii (Cape elephant shrew), 114 nucleotides. Its product is annotated as dolichyl-diphosphooligosaccharide--protein glycosyltransferase subunit 4-like. The coding region runs from base 1 to 114 and encodes 37 amino acids. Lineage: Eukaryota; Metazoa; Chordata; Mammalia; Macroscelidea; Macroscelididae. The transcript has a single exon. Gene Ontology annotation, cellular component: oligosaccharyltransferase complex. The record is from RefSeq and is a predicted model, not a curated record.
AUGAUCGCGGACGUGCAGCUUGCCAUCUUCGCCAACAUGCUGGGCGUGUCGCUCUUCCUGCUUGUCUUUCUUUACCACCACGUGGCCGUCAACAAUCCCAAGAAGAAAGAAUGA